Molecule: messenger RNA, 840 nt
Organism: Scleropages formosus (Asian bonytongue)
Lineage: Eukaryota; Metazoa; Chordata; Actinopteri; Osteoglossiformes; Osteoglossidae
Product: trypsin-like
Exons: 5
Coding region: 1-840 (279 amino acids)
Biological process (GO): proteolysis
Molecular function (GO): serine-type endopeptidase activity
Source: RefSeq, a predicted model, not a curated record
AUGAACCUUUUGGUCCUUCUGCAGUGUGUGCUGGUGAAGUUUGCUGUUGUGAGCUGUCAAGGUUUCAUUGAAGGCCGCAUAGUGGGAGGAAACGUCCCUGCACCCCACUUCAUCAAAUACAUUGUGUCUCUACAGAGUAUUAAAGGGCAGCACUUCUGUGGGGGAUCUCUGAUCAAUAAGUACUGGGUGCUCACAGCGGCACACUGCAACAUUGGGCUCAACCAGAUGAUCAUUGUAGCAGGAGAUUACUCCUUGGGGGUCUAUGAAGGCACUGAGCAGUUCUUCACCCCUGAGCUCCUGAUUACCCAUCCGCAGUACAAUAAGAGCAACAACAACGCCGACAUCAUGCUCAUACGGCUGAACGUGCCGGUGUACAUGAACAGCUUUGUGGCUGCUGCCCCCUUGCCACGCUCCGGGGCCUUGGUGUCUGAGGGGCGCAUGUGCCGGACAUCGGGGUGGGGCUUCACCAACCCUGGUGGGGGGCAGGUUCCCUCUGUUCUGCGCACGGUCCGCCUGCCUAUUGUUUCCAGUGCCAGAUGCAACAGCAGCACAUCCUUUGACGGAAACAUCACAGUCAACAUGAUCUGUGCUGGAUACUCUGCGGGGGGCAAGGACGCCUGCAAGGGGGACUCCGGGGGCCCGCUGGUGUGUGAUGGGCGUGUGUAUGGCAUCGUGUCCUGGGGAAACGGCUGUGGCAACUCCAGGUAUCCCGGUGUCUAUACUGCGGUCUCCAGGUUCCGCAGCUGGAUUGACAAGACCAUGAUCAGCUUCUAUGGCACGUAUUGGAUGACCAUUGUUGUGCUCAUGUCUCCUGUCUGCCCUAUCUCCUGCGCCGUCUGA